This is a messenger RNA of Xiphophorus hellerii (green swordtail), 2080 nucleotides long. Its product is annotated as adenosine receptor A1. The record is from RefSeq and is a predicted model, not a curated record. Gene Ontology annotation, cellular component: plasma membrane; synapse; dendrite. The transcript is spliced from 3 exons. Gene Ontology annotation, biological process: G protein-coupled adenosine receptor signaling pathway. Gene Ontology annotation, molecular function: G protein-coupled adenosine receptor activity. The coding region runs from base 656 to 1621 and encodes 321 amino acids. NCBI's taxonomy places the organism in Eukaryota, Metazoa, Chordata, Actinopteri, Cyprinodontiformes, Poeciliidae.
UUAACCUGUUUUCUAGUUUAUGCAGACUGUUGUUCAAAUCUUAGUGUAAUUACUAUUUCCUAUCAUUACCUGAACACAAGGCUGGGACCCACUGUGGAUCUCUAACCACCAGGUGGGGUUUCUUGAAAUGAUUUCCACUCAAAUUAAAACAAAUUAAAAAUGGAGCAAAUUGGACAUGACAUUAAUGUUACGACACUUAAAAACAGUUGUAAUAACUAAUGAAAAUGUACAAAUGUGAUUGCUUGCCGGUGUGCUCUUGUUUAAUUGGUUUACUCACAGUGUGUGUUUACUGUAAGUAGUGACAGUUGAGAACACAAAUCUCUACGUGUCAUUUUGCGGUUCAAUGGCUGAAAAGUUUGGGAACCACCGAUCUAGAAGUCCUCUCCUCUCACGCUCCAGGGAUAUAUUUAUCAAAGUUUUGAGGAGGAUUUUUGACUUGCUGAUGAAAUACAGAUGGUGUCUCCAUGGAGUGUCAGUCAGCUUUCAAAUGUGCACGCAUGAUCCCAUAUAAAAGGCCCCUGCUUGUUGUCUUUUGAGCCAUUUGCAACCACAGUCUGAACAAGGAAGGAUUAUGUUGGACUUUUCUUGCUACUGAAUUCAUUACGCUUUUGCAUGAAAUAUCUUCAAGGAUACUAUUUGCUGUCAAUUUGCAGUGAUGGCUGAUUGGGCUUGGGUAACUUACACAGUGCUGGAAGUGCUCAUUGCUGUGGCAUGUUGCCUUGGGAACGUGUUGGUGGUGUGUGCGGUGGCUGUUGGUAUCCAUGAUUGCCUCUGGGAGCCGACUUUCUGCUUCUUGGUGUCCUUGGCUGUUGCUGACUUUUUGGUGGGUGCAGCUGCAGUGCCUCUAGCUGUACUGCUGGAUGGCUGGGUGAAUUUGACCUCUCACCAGUGCUUGUUCCUCAGCUGCGUCAUACUUGUGCUGACAGAGGCCUCCGUCCUCUCACUGCUGGCUAUUGCCAUUGACCGAUACCUGCGGCUGCACAUGCCUUUCAGAUACAAAGCCAUCGUCACUCAGAGGCGCACACUGCUGGCCAUGUCCAUCUGUUGGAUACUUUCUUUUCUACUGGGAUUCACCCCUCUGCUUGGAUGGCACAAUCUCUCUGCCGCUGGCCAUUAUUCCACCAACACAUCUUCUACCUUACCUAGCUCUUCCCAAUGCACCUUCCUCUCAGUUAUCUCACUGCCCUUUAUGGUUUAUUUCAACUUUCUCGGAUGUAUCAUGGCCCCUCUAUUGGUCAUGACACUUCUGUACAUCAUCAUCUUCUGGAGCCUGCACAAACGUCUGAAGAACAGCUGCCCUCAAGCACAGGCCUUGCUGCUCAGGGAGAAGAAGCUAGCCUGCUCACUUGCUCUGGUUCUCACAUUAUUUGCAUUCUGCUGGAUCCCUCUGCACCUCAUGAACUGUCUUCUGUUCCUCUGGGGACCUCAAGCAGUGACCCAGGGAACACUUUAUACAGGUAUCCUUCUGUCUCACGCCAACUCAGCAGUCAACCCAGUGGUCUACGCUUGUCGCAUCCCCAAGAUCCAGAAGGCCUACGGUCAAAUAUGGAAGCAUCUCGCAUUGAAGCUCAAUUGUUUUACCAGAAAUGAAUCAAUUCAGCAAGCUAUAACAAGCGACUAGUUUAAGAAAUGUAAAUGUGUGUUUGCAGAACCAGAAAAAAGGGCCUGUUUGUGGUAUUUCAUCAAUCAAAUACAUUAUUCUAUCAUUGUACAGCAUUAAUGAUUUCUGAUGUUAUUACAUUUAAACAUGGCAUUAUGUUAGUGACAGCAAUUUAUUAACGCUCCACUAGAGGGCACCAUACAUCAACAAACUCAAUAAAUUGUUGUUCAGAUAGAAUCAGAGUUGGUGUGUGCGCGCGUGUUGAUGUGAGGGAGUAAAAAUAACUAACUUCUUAGCUUCUGUGACUUCUGGACAACUGUUUUGAGAAGACUAGUUUUAUUGAGAUGUACAUAUUUAAAGCAUGUAACAACUUUUGUCCACAAAAAAAAGCUAUAAAAUACAUACAAAUCCUCCUGUAAGACUUUUACCUAUUCUUUAUGUUGUCUGGAAAAAAAAUAAUAAAUAAAACAUUCCUGCAAA